This is a messenger RNA of Dama dama (fallow deer), 1184 nucleotides long. RefSeq names its product synuclein alpha (gene SNCA). Gene Ontology annotation, cellular component: cytoplasm; neuronal cell body; axon terminus. The record is from RefSeq and is a predicted model, not a curated record. Gene Ontology annotation, molecular function: cuprous ion binding. The transcript is spliced from 7 exons. Bases 275 to 697 code for a protein of 140 amino acids. Gene Ontology annotation, biological process: synaptic vesicle endocytosis; chemical synaptic transmission; synapse organization. NCBI's taxonomy places the organism in Eukaryota, Metazoa, Chordata, Mammalia, Artiodactyla, Cervidae.
UCUAGAGCGGACCCAGGGGCCGAGCCGCGCCUUUAGCAUCCUUGGCGCUCUGCCCGGCUCCCCCCGCCCCCCUCCACCCUUCCCUUCCGACCUUCUGCCUUUUUCUCUCGAAUCCGCUCGUGCGGGGGACGAGGACUGGCAAUUCGACGGCAGGCGGCUAGACUUUAUCCAGCCAAGAUGGAUGGAAGAUGCUAAAUUUUUAAUGCAAAAGCUAAGAAAAGCCUCCUUUGUCCAGUGGUUGAAGUGGAGUGUGGUGUGAAGGAAUUCGUUAGCCAUGGAUGUUUUCAUGAAAGGACUUUCAAAGGCCAAGGAGGGAGUCGUGGCAGCUGCUGAAAAAACCAAGCAGGGUGUGGCAGAAGCAGCGGGAAAGACAAAAGAAGGUGUUCUCUAUGUAGGAUCCAAAACCAAGGAAGGGGUAGUUCAUGGUGUGACAACAGUGGCUGAGAAGACCAAAGAGCAAGUGACGAACGUUGGAGAGGCCGUGGUGACAGGGGUGACUGCAGUAGCCCAGAAGACGGUAGAAGGAGCAGGGAGCAUUGCAGCCGCUACUGGCUUUGGCAGAAAGGAUCAUUUGGGCAAGGGUGAAGAAGGAGCUUCCCAGGAAGGAAUUCUGGAAGAUAUGCCUGUGGAUCCUGACAAUGAGGCUUAUGAAAUGCCUUCUGAGGAAGGGUAUCAGGACUACGAACCCGAAGCCUAAGAGAUAUCUUUGCUCCCAAUUUCCUGAGACCUGCUGACAGAUGUUCCGCCCUGUACAAGAGCUCAGUUCCAACAUGCCCAGUCAUGACAUUUUUCUCCAAGUUUUCACAGUGUGUUUUGAAGUCGUCCAUCAGCAGUGAUUGGAUUAUCUGUACCUGCCCCACCAACUCAGCAUUUCGGUGCUUCCCUCUCACUGAAUAAAUGGUAGCAGGGUCUUUGUGUGCUGUGGAUAUUGUGGCUUCAAAUAUAAAAUGUCAAAACAAAUUAAAAACACCUAAGUGACUACCACUUAUUUCUAAAUCUUCACUAUUUUUUUGUUGCUGUUGAAAAAUUGUGAGUGAUUUACUAUCAUAGAUUAUAAGAUUUUAUGGUGUCUUUUAAUGAUUCUAAAGAAUAAUGAUGUAUUGUGAAAUUUGUUAAUAUAUACAACACUUAAAUAUGUGAGCAUGAAACUAUGCACCUAUAAAUAUUAACUAUAAAAUUUUACU